This is a messenger RNA of Plodia interpunctella (Indianmeal moth), 2434 nucleotides long. RefSeq names its product ubiquitin-like protein 4A. Gene Ontology annotation, molecular function: protein-folding chaperone binding. The record is from RefSeq and is a predicted model, not a curated record. Gene Ontology annotation, cellular component: BAT3 complex. NCBI's taxonomy places the organism in Eukaryota, Metazoa, Arthropoda, Insecta, Lepidoptera, Pyralidae. The transcript is spliced from 2 exons. The coding region runs from base 164 to 613 and encodes 149 amino acids. Gene Ontology annotation, biological process: tail-anchored membrane protein insertion into ER membrane; post-translational protein targeting to endoplasmic reticulum membrane.
CUAUGACUUAUGUCAAAUAUGAAUGUCAGAUCAGAGAAAUUUGGUAUUUUUCUUUUUCAUGUUUUUAUCUCGAUUUCUACUUUAUUACAUGUCGAUUCCAGAACAAUUAAAUCUUUAAUGUACUAUACAUUUUCCCCUUACAUGUAAGUAACAAUCUAUAGCAAUGAAGGUAACAGUGAAGAAACUUCAGGGCGGAGAAUGCACUAUAGAGGCUCUCCCAACGACUUCUAUUUUGGAUAUAAAACGGCAGAUAUUUUUACAUCUGAAAGUUCCUGUUGAAGAACAAAAGUUGCUAUUGUUAGGAAGGACAUUAGCUGACGACCAGACCGUUCAGGGGUAUCCUAUUAAAGAUGGCACGAAGUUGAACCUAGUAGUCAAAAAGCCUGAAGGAUUAUAUGAAGUUGCUUUGAAGUAUUUCAAGAAAUUAGGAAUGACAGACACAGAGUCAGUGAAUGCGGCAAAUCGUCUUCUUAAAAUAUCUCAAGAAAAGUUCAAUAAACUGUCAUGGGACGAUAUUGAUCGUUUGUGUAGAGACUGUUUAUUAGACGAGAGUGGGCAAAGUCAACCUGCCCCUGAGAAUGAGCCUGAGAAUGACGACAUCUACAGUUUGUGACCAUGGCGCUGGUGGCUCUUUUAAGAUAGACUUUUUUUUACCUAUUGUGAUAAAUCUCCAUGAUCAUUUGUUGUAGGGAAACUAUUGCAAAAUGCUGCUUUUUUCUAUUUUAGUCAUUCAAUGUUUAUAGCAAAUACAGUCACUGUGUAAAUUGUUUUUCUUUGUAUGUGUACAUAUUACAAUAGUAGGAUCCAGAUGUCACGGUAGACAAAUUAUAACUCUUCUAAACAUAUUAAAAACAAUAGCUUAGUAACAAUUUUUUGUAUUAGACCAAGUGAUAAUUUUUACUCUUUGAAAAUCUCAAUAUAAUCUUGUUUGAUCUGCUAUUAAACAUUUUAAAAACCUGAUGAGAGUAAUGUACUUACCAUAGAUAAUAUACCAUAUGUGUUUACUUAGGUGAAGAUAAUUGGAAUAUAAAGAUUAAAAAAUCUUUAUAUCUGAUUAAUACAGCCUGUAUGUGCUUUUAUUUAUUAAAUUGAAUAUUAGUUUCCUGAAGCAAAUACUGUAAAGUCAAAUUCAAUAAGGUUGGCCAUAAAGUACAUUGACACCUGCAUACUAUGUUUUCCCAAUUUCAAAAACCACAGUUUCGGAAUAUAUGAAAUGUAUCGCAAAAUUGUGUAAACAUGGUAACUUGGUAUAGGGUGGGGGUCAUAUAAGUUCACAGUGGAAAUCAACAUUUAUUUAAAAAGAAAACAAAUUUCAAAUAUGUGCGGCUGUCAAAAUAAAUUGCAGCCUCUGUCAUUGGUAAGUGGGAGCAAUUAACUUUAUGGCCAUUCUACAUGAACAGUACUUUAGGAUAAAUGUGUUGUAAAAAAAUUAAGUGUGUCACAUAGAUUAAUCAAUUUUUAAUCCUUUAUCUAAAAUCUGUGGAUGUAUUUAAUAUAAGUAAAUACCUAUGCAUUUUUUAUUCAAUAACUGAGUGUAUUUGAUUGUCGAAUUAAGCAAAUAAAUAGAGGAAAGAAAAUGUCUAUUUUAGCUUAAAUCAAUUUACCUUUAAAAUGCUCAUGAAUUUGCAACUGAUUAACUUGUCGUAUGUAGGGGCUGAGAGCGUCAAUAGUGGCGAAUUUGCUAUAUUGUAGAUAGCUUGAUGUGCUGUUCACUCAUUGUACUGUAUAUAUUGUCCUUUUUAUUCAUGAAAAAGUUACCAUAUUUUAAGCUAUAGUAUGUUUCAAUGUCAAAUAUUGUAAAGUGUGAUAGAUAGUGACAAAACUUAAACCAAAAUAAUAGGUAACUAGCUUUUUUUAUGAAUACUAGGAUAUACACGAGGAAAACAAGACUUGGAAUAGCCAUAAUGUUAUAGCAGUUCCAAAACUUGAGGCAAUUUAUUUCAUUAUACAGUAUAGGAACAAUAUUUCUCUGAACGCAAUAAGUAAAAAAAAAACGAGUUUUUCUCGUCGAAUUUAUGCCAACAAGCUAGAAAAAUAGGCAAAAUAGGUGUACAGUCAACAGCACAUCAAGUUACGCUGCAUGAACCUUUAUGGCCCGAUAAUAGCCACGAAUUUACAAUUAAUUUGGGUAGGUUGAGGUGCUGUUGACUGUACGUAUCUUAUUACACAUAAGUAUUGCCACUUCCAUCAAUAAUAUUGAACAGGUUAUUUUUAGGGGCCACCAUAAACAAGUCAAAAAUAAUUUUUAUGAUAAGAUUUUUACACCCAGUACACGUUACUUUCAAAGCCCUCUUUGUUAAUAUAAGCUUCUCGAAGCUCGUUCAAUUUAUUUAUUUUUUUGCUAUUUUAAAGCGCCCACAUACAUCUGAAUAGUAAAUCUAGGAAAUACAUUGUAACUUAAUUGAUGCUAAAUAAAACAAUUUUAGACAUUAAA